AUCAUCGGUUGUUGUCACAAAAUGUAUGUAUCCCUUUCUAUUCUCUACAGAAUCAAAUUCAUGUUUUUUUUUUCUAUUUCAUAGUUGAUAAGCUUAAGUCAAGAGAGAUCGAUAUUGAACAAGUCAAGUCAGUUGUGACAUCAUUCUUUGAUGUGCCUUUGUUUUAUGUCAAUCUAAGUGUAAAAUCCAUCCAUUUGUUUCGUAUUACUUAUGCCCAAACUAUAGAAUCAAAUAGAAAAAACACGCUUAUGUUAUCAAUUGACACGUAAAAUCAAGACAGAAACACUUCAGUUAAAACAAAUCAAUACAUCUUUACUUCGAUGCCUUGAAAUCUAUGAUUCCACUGAUGAAGAAGAAGAAUCAGAACAUAGUAUCCUAUCAGAAAGAAUGGAGCCAAUCACAUAACAGCCUAUUGAUUCAUCUCCCUCUUUCAUUUCUUUCUCCCCCCCCCCCUUUUUUUUUAUUUUUAUUUUUAUACAUGUAAAUAAAUGCAACAAUCCGAAUAUUACAGCUACAUACUUAAUAACUCUAAAAACCUACAACAAGACAACAGCAACUAUUAUGCUAAUCUUGAGUCAUCCAGUGGACCUUCUCAAGCCCCUUUAUUGGAAAAAGAAACACAGCUUAAAGGCGGGACAGAUUUCCGAAGAAGAAAGAACUGGUCAGAACGUAUCUUGGUUGAAAUCACCGGUCUGUUACAUGUAUUAUCACCUACAGGCAAAAUUCUGUAUUGUUCAGAGUCCACGCAUGAAUUAACAGGCUAUCGACCUCAUGAACUUGUAGGUCAAGCACUGAUAGAUUUCUUGCAUGUGGAUGACAUGGAUGUCUUUAUUCGUGAUUUUCAAAUGUCAUUUCACACGCGUUCUCAGAUCAAGACCCAUUAUCGAUUUCGCAAAAAGGAUGAUACUUAUGUGAUUUUUGAAGUCGUGGGUCAUCCCAGGUCAGAUUUCCCUGGUCAACCACCCCAAAGCUUUUUUGGUAUUGCUCAGCCAAUUCCUACCAAAAGUGGUGCUUUGAUUGAUACUUUUCUGGAACUCAAGACAGAGAACAAUUGGCUCAAGAAGCGCAUUGAUGAAUUGUCUGCUAAAUAUGGCAAGGUAGAAAGGAAUCGUGAAGAGACUAGCAGUAGUGGUGCCUCCACUGUAUUGGAAUCCAACUUUAUACCAAACUUGUUGAAUGUGAAUUCUGAAGAGUGGAUGGAUACCUCUGAUUUAGAUGAUUAUGCCUACAAAGAAGAGCACAAAAUACCCACCAAUCCAGAUCAGGAAACCAUGGAUGCAUUAGAAAGAAAAGAUAAAUGGAAACGACGCGUAAGGGAAAUUUAACACAAUGCAAUGACUCAUUUGUAUUUUAAGAAGAAACACAAAGGAGCAGAUGAAUAUGUGUGUGCUGAUUGUGGUACUACUUCCUCACCCGAAUGGCGUAAAGGACCUCAUGGACCCAAGACCCUAUGUAACGCAUGUGGUCUUCGUUGGGCCAAAAAGAACAAAAAGAGAGAUUUGAAUGAUGACUGAAACAGCAAGGAUUCUCCGAAUAGCUUUUUUGAUCCCGUUUGAUUAUUCCCUUCCUCCUCCUCCUCCUCCCCCUUUUUU
This is a messenger RNA of Gilbertella persicaria, 1592 nucleotides long. RefSeq lists its product as uncharacterized. The transcript has 2 exons. The coding region runs from base 489 to 1325 and encodes 278 amino acids. Lineage: Eukaryota; Fungi; Mucoromycota; Mucoromycetes; Mucorales; Choanephoraceae. Gene Ontology annotation, molecular function: protein binding; DNA-binding transcription factor activity, RNA polymerase II-specific; RNA polymerase II cis-regulatory region sequence-specific DNA binding. Gene Ontology annotation, biological process: regulation of transcription by RNA polymerase II. Gene Ontology annotation, cellular component: aryl hydrocarbon receptor complex; nucleus. The record is from RefSeq and is a predicted model, not a curated record.